Molecule: messenger RNA, 1687 nt
Organism: Oppia nitens
Lineage: Eukaryota; Metazoa; Arthropoda; Arachnida; Sarcoptiformes; Oppiidae
Product: carbonic anhydrase 7-like
Exons: 6
Coding region: 638-1687 (349 amino acids)
Molecular function (GO): carbonate dehydratase activity; zinc ion binding
Source: RefSeq, a predicted model, not a curated record
UGGUAUGUGUUGUCUGUGUUGUUGUUUGACUGGUGAGAGUCGGCUAAUACUUCGCGGAUGAAGAAAACGUGACAACCGUUUAGUGAUAAAGUCGUUUCAUAUUAUAUACCCAAUGUUUAUAGCAAUAAUCAUGUGAAAUGUUGCCAUUAAACCAAACAAAUGGAUUUUUCUAUUAAAAAAUUGAUAUAAACAUAAAGUGAAAGUAACCCAUACUAAAGGAAACUGGUAUUUGAGGCAUACAUUUCCCUCUCUGGUGUAAUGUCUGUGAAACAAUGUGAAGGACUUUUGCAGCAAAUCCAAGGACUCGACUACUAAUGAGGAGUCAAUUUCUAACUGAUUUUUUUGCAUACAAAUUGUUACUGACGUCGAUAUUCAAUGUCUGACUGAUUAACAAAACGACUGAUCACUUAUUUUGUAUAACAUAUGUAUUGAAUUUAUUUUCUUGGUUUAACUAAUUAACUGAUUGUUUUAAUCAAUUGUGUGAUAUGUAUAUAACAGAAAAUAGUAUCCCAUAAAAUGGGAAUAAAUUAAGUUACGACUAUUAUGAAAUAUAAUUGUUGUCCAGGUUUUCGUUAACUUAUAAAAUAUAUAAUAUAGUGUGAUAUGCAAAGUGUGAUAUAAUUUUAUUUACUAAAUAAUGUCCGUAAUAUCAGUUGGCAAAUGUAUGACAAGUAGAUUGCAAUUAGCGGUCAAUCGACACAAUAUAUGGUGCAAAACAUUGAAACAAUUGGAUGAAAGCAAUCAUCACAAACUGACAUUCAGGUCAUACCAUAAUUACGGUGACAACAGUAAUACCAGUAAUACUAGUGAUGACAAUCACAGCACCGGCAGAUCAGCCAAAAAACAAAGACCUGACUCAUCGCGUUCUGAGCACUGGUAUACCGAUUAUCCCAUAUCACUGAUAGGCAAACGCCAGUCACCCAUUAAUAUUCAAACAAACAAAUGUCUGCUAAAUAAUAGAGAUCUUGAGUUAAAGCCAUUAAUUAUUAAAUAUCCAAAAGAGUUGACUGAUUUGGUCCUAAAGAAUCCAAGAGAUGACAAAUUCUUCGGUUGGAGAGUUGAUGUCUUCAAUGAAAAUGAUAUUUCAACACUAAGUGGUGGACCACUUGAUCACAACUACCGUUUGGCACAAUUUCACUGUCAUUGGGGAAAGUCAUGCAACUGUGGCUCUGAACACACCAUUGAUGACAAACAAUACUCGGCUGAAUUGCAUUUUGUCUUCUGGAACACCGAUUUAUAUACCAGUCCUCAGGAGGCACUCCAUUCACCACAUGGUCUGUCAGUUUUAGCCGUAUUUCUUGAAUCUUGUGAUAAACCAAAUGAAGAGAUGUCAAAAUUGACUCAACUUAUGCCACAAAUUACAUAUAAGGGUCAGAAGAUUGUCGUCAAAGAAGCCAUUAAUAUCUCAAAUCUGUUGCCAACUGAGCGCUCGUAUUGGACUUACAGCGGGUCUCUGACAACACCACCUCUUUGGGAAACAGUUGAGUGGAUUGUCUUCAAACAUCCGAUCCGUUGUACUCAACAACAGAUCGAUACAUUUCGACAAUUGUCUUAUUAUUCAUUAUCUGAUGGACAGUCAUAUGAAGCUAAUGGUUAUGAAUGCAAUAUUAACGACAAUUAUCGGACACAACAACCACUAAAUGAUCGGACAGUUAUUUUUGUUAAUAAAAGCAAAUCAAUUAACUAA